GAGAUCAUGAGAAAAUCAGAUCCUGCAUCUUCCUCUCCAUUCACACAUUUUCACAUCUCAUUCUUCUUAAGUCCUGUCACAUUCUCACAUCCAAAAGAAAACCAGCAACAACACUUCUUAAUAACAAAAGAAGAAUCACAAAAAAAGAGUCACACUCACCAACAAACACACACAUUCAUACAUACAUACUGACACUAAAAUCAUAAACUCCACUGCACAUUCUUAUUUCCAUCACAGAAUUUCAUAAACACCCUUUUCAUUCCCACAAUCAAAAAACCGAUUUUGACAUCAAAAUCAAAUACCCAAAUGGCUUAUUAAUCAGAUCCACUUUCUUCCUCAAAAUGGGUCACCCCAAUUUCCCACCAUGGAAGCGCACAAACACCCGUCAAUGGCGUCUCAUUGACCUCAUUUCCAUUGCCUUCUUCUCCUUACUUUUUCUUUUCUUUGUCCUUUUUUACACCACCCUUGGUGGCCGGAGGGUAGUUGGUCCAUCCACCGUUGAUCCACAACAGCGCAUUCGCCUUGUGGUGGAGAUCGAGGAGGGGAUGCCAAAUGGCCGGACUAUUGAGGCUUGUCCUGCGAGUGAGGUUGAUCAUAUGCCUUGUGAGGAUCCAAGGCGGAAUAGUCAGCUGAGUAGGGAGAUGAACUACUAUAGGGAGAGACAUUGUCCUCCCCUCGAGGAGACUGCCCUCUGUUUGAUUCCUCCGCCUAAUGGGUACCGGGUUCCGGUUCGGUGGCCAGAAAGCAUGCAUAAGAUAUGGCAUAGCAACAUGCCACACAACAAGAUUGCUGACAGGAAAGGUCACCAGGGAUGGAUGAAACGAGAAGGUCAACACUUUUUAUUUCCCGGUGGUGGUACAAUGUUUCCAGAUGGAGCAGAGCAAUAUAUUGAAAAACUUGGUCAAUACAUUCCCAUAAAUGGAGGUGUUCUGAGGACUGCACUUGACAUGGGAUGUGGGGUUGCUAGUUUUGGAGGAUAUUUACUAGCUCAAAAUAUUUUAACCAUGUCUUUUGCUCCAAGAGAUUCACAUAAAUCACAGAUACAAUUUGCUCUGGAAAGAGGAAUACCAGCUUUUGUUGCUAUGCUUGGAACACGAAGACUCCCAUUUCCUGCAUUUGGAUUUGACUUAGUUCAUUGUUCUCGAUGUUUGAUCCCGUUUACAGCGUACAAUGCAACUUAUUUCAUUGAAGUGGAUAGAUUACUUCGUCCUGGUGGAUAUUUAGUAAUCUCCGGUCCUCCUGUUCGGUGGGCUAAACAGGAAAAAGAAUGGUCAGAUCUCCAGGCUGUGGCAAAAGCCUUGUGUUAUGAACAGAUAACUGUAGACGGUAACACUGCAAUCUGGAAGAAGCCAACCGCAGAUUCGUGUAUUCCUAACGGAAAUGAAUUUGGUCUCGAGUUAUGUGAUGAUUCUGAUGACCUAAGCCAGGCUUGGUACUUCAAAUUGAAGAAAUGUGUAAGCAGCAUGUCGUCUAUCAAGGGAGAUUAUGCUGUUGGAACAAUUCCCAAGUGGCCAGAGAGGCUAACUGCUGCACCUUCGAGGUCCACUCUCCUGAAAACCGGUGUUGAUGAAUAUGAGGUUGACACUAAGCUGUGGGUAGGGAGGGUAGCGCACUAUAAGAAUUCACUAAACAUAAAGUUGGGGACUCCAUCGAUACGCAACGUCAUGGACAUGAAUGCAUUAUAUGGGGGUUUUGCAGCCGCCUUAAAAUCCGAUCCUGUGUGGGUAAUGAACGUAGUUCCAGCUCAAAAGCCACCAACUCUUGAUGCGAUCUUUGACAGAGGCCUUAUUGGGGUCUAUCAUGAUUGGUGUGAACCUUUUUCAACGUACCCUCGAACUUAUGAUCUGAUCCACGCGUCCAGCAUUGAGUCAUUUAUAAAGGAUCCAGCUUCUGGUAAAAGCAGAUGUAAUAUUGUUGAUUUGAUGGUGGAAAUUGAUCGAAUACUGCGGCCGGAGGGAACUGUUGUGGUAAGGGACACUCCUGAAGUAAUCGACAAAGUAGCUCGCAUUGCUCAUGCAGUGAGAUGGAAGGCAACCAUUUAUGAUAAAGAACCCGACUCACACGGCAGAGAAAAAAUUCUAGUUUUGACUAAGACCUUCUGGAAGCUCUAAUUCUCAUUCCACUGACAGCUGUGUAAUUUAGGUAAAAUUCCUUUCAAAGAGAUUCAGUUUUCUAACUUGUUCAUAUAAAGAAGACAUUGAGGUUAUGAUUGGUAAAAAUGGGAAAACUUGUGCAAUUUAUGUGGAAAGCACAAAUCAGUGUUCAUUAUAUUUUCUCUUAGCUUCAUGGAUGAAUUGUAAUUCAAUUUUUUUUUUCAACAUUACUUAUUCAUUGACAAAAAGAGUUAGCCAUGAUUCUAAUUCAGUUAUAUUUCAGUUUGUUCUUUC
Messenger RNA from Trifolium pratense (red clover), 2387 nucleotides. Its product is annotated as probable pectin methyltransferase QUA3. Gene Ontology annotation, cellular component: cytoplasm; trans-Golgi network; endosome. The record is from RefSeq and is a predicted model, not a curated record. The coding region runs from base 342 to 2111 and encodes 589 amino acids. Gene Ontology annotation, molecular function: methyltransferase activity. The transcript has 7 exons. NCBI's taxonomy places the organism in Eukaryota, Viridiplantae, Streptophyta, Magnoliopsida, Fabales, Fabaceae.